UUACGCACACGGCCACACGCAGUCGGCAACUUAACCUCGGAACCUCCGAUUCUCUGAACACUGAAGGGACGAAGACAACGAACGAAACGGGCGAAGUGGCGAAGGGCGAAGGGCGACAGAACAGCCGCCGCACUAAAGCAGCGAACGGAACGCCAAACGCCUCUGGCUCCGACCAACCUGACUGCCUCCAACCUCCCUCUCUCGGCCUCUCGCUUUCUCGACCAGUCCUCCAGGCUUCAACGACCGACACUCCGGCAGACGGCAGUCCAGCAGCCAGCCUUCAUUCCUCCAGAAUGGAUAAUGAACAUGUUGCCAAGAAGGGAAAGAAGUUGAUUUCAUCAUUCUUUUCGAAAGUGAAUCGUCAAACUGGUGAAGGGAGUUCUGAAC
This is a messenger RNA of Cuscuta europaea, 387 nucleotides long. The record is from the annotation of a GenBank genome assembly. Lineage: Eukaryota; Viridiplantae; Streptophyta; Magnoliopsida; Solanales; Convolvulaceae.